Molecule: messenger RNA, 2996 nt
Organism: Erinaceus europaeus (western European hedgehog)
Lineage: Eukaryota; Metazoa; Chordata; Mammalia; Eulipotyphla; Erinaceidae
Gene: SGSM3
Product: small G protein signaling modulator 3
Exons: 23
Coding region: 415-2634 (739 amino acids)
Molecular function (GO): protein binding
Source: RefSeq, a predicted model, not a curated record
UACCGAGCGCUGACUGGGUCCAAGCGGCACAGCGGAGCCCGGACCCAGGUUGGCACGAAGGUGGCACGGACGCGUGUGGCAGCUGUACGUCACCACCGGGGCGCUCAGUGUGCUGGGCGCGACGUCGGCCGGGACUCGCUAGGUUUGCGCCUAUUCUUGUCCCUCAGGGCGAUGUUUGCGGGCCAGAUGAAGCUUGAGAGCCUUCCAACUGAUAGAUACUAGCAAAGGAAGACUCCACAACUGGAUCUGCAGAAGCCUUAUCCUGCUUGUCUGCACCAUGUCAGGUGGAGGAAGCAGUGAGGAGAUAGUUUGGUUGUGCUUUUUGUAAGAUCCUUCCUUCCUCCAGAGAUUAUCACAUGUCUAGCUAGCCACAUACCUUCUGCCGGUGGUCCCUUCUUGGCCUUGACUCCAAGCAUGUGGCCCCAGGAGAUCCUGGCCAAGUGCGCACAGAAGGAAGAGCCAGAGGAGCAACCAGAGUUCUCCUAUGAUGAGUUCGGCUUCCGUGUGGACAAGGAAGACAGUGCAGACCCCAGUUCCAGCAAGUUGCCAGGGGGGUCUCUGGUGGAGGACCCCCAGCAGAGGCUGCGGUGGCAGGCCCACCUGGAGUUCACCCACAACCAUGAUGUGGGGGACCUCACCUGGGACAAGAUCGCUGUGUCCCUGCCCCGCUCCGAGAAGCUCCGCUCCCUGGUGCUGGCGGGCAUCCCACACAGCAUGAGGCCGCAGCUGUGGAUGCGGCUCUCUGGAGCCCUGCAGAAGAAGAAGAACUCAGAGCUGUCCUACCGCGAGGUUGUGAAGAAUAGCUCCAACGACGAGACCCUUGCUGCCAAACAGAUUGAGAAAGACCUGCUUCGCACCAUGCCCAGCAACGCCUGCUUCGCCAACGUGAACAGCAUCGGGGUGCCCCGUCUGCGCAGGGUUCUGCGAGCACUAGCAUGGCUCUACCCAGAGAUCGGCUACUGCCAAGGCACAGGCAUGGUGGCUGCCUGCCUCCUGCUUUUCCUGGAGGAGGAAGACGCCUUCUGGAUGAUGUGCGCCAUCAUUGAGGACCUGCUCCCUGCCUCCUACUUCAGCACCACCCUGCUGGGUGUCCAGACAGACCAGCGCGUCCUGCGGCACCUCAUUGUCCAGUACCUGCCUCGUUUGGACAGGCUGCUCCAGGAGCAUGACAUCGAGCUGUCGCUGAUCACGCUGCACUGGUUCCUCACGGCCUUCGCCAGCGUGGUGCACAUCAAGCUGCUGCUGCGCCUCUGGGACCUGUUCUUCUACGAGGGCUCCCUGGUGCUAUUCCAGACCACUCUGGGCAUGCUGUGCCUCAAGGAGGAGGAGCUGAUCCAGUCAGAGAACUCGGCUUCUAUCUUCAACACGCUGUCGGACAUACCAUCACAGAUUGAGGACCCAGAGCUGCUGCUUGGGGAGGCCAUGCGGCUGGCCGGCUCCCUCACCGACGUGGCCGUGGAGACCCAGCGCCGCAAACAUCUGGCCUACCUCAUUGCAGACCAGGGCCAGCUCCUGGGGACCAGCGCCACCACCAACCUCUCUCAGGUUGUUCGCCGCAGGACACAGCGGAGGAAAUCUGGCAUCACCUCCCUGCUCUUUGGGGAGGACGACCUGGAAGCACUGAAGGCCAAGAACAUCAAGCAGACGGAGCUGGUGGCAGACCUCCGGGAAGCCAUCUUGCGUGUGGCACGCCACUUCCAGUGCACGGACCCCAAAAACUGUAGCGUGGAGCUGACCCCAGACUACAGCAUGGAGAGUCACCAGCGGGACCACGAGAACUACGUGGCCUGUCUGCGCAGUCACCGGCGCCGCGCUAAGGCCUUGCUGGACUUUGAGCGACAUGACGACGAUGAGUUGGGCUUCCGCAAGAACGACAUCAUCACGAUUGUUUCUCAGAAGGACGAGCACUGCUGGGUAGGGGAGCUCAACGGCCUGCGAGGCUGGUUUCCAGCCAAGUUUGUGGAAGUCCUGGAUGAGCGGAGCAAGGAGUACUCCAUCGCGGGGGAUGACACUGUGACAGAGGGGGUUACGGACCUUGUGCGAGGGACCCUCUGCCCAGCCCUCAAGGCCCUGUUUGAACAUGGACUAAAGAAGCCAUCUUUGCUGGGGGGUGCCUGCCACCCCUGGCUGUUCAUUGAAGAGGCUGCAGGCCGGGAGGUAGAGAGAGACUUUGACUCAGUAUAUUCGCGUCUGGUGCUGUGUAAGACAUACAGGCUGGAUGAAGAUGGCAAAGUCCUGACCCCAGAGGAGCUGCUCUACCGGGCCGUGCAGUCAGUGAACGUUACCCAUGAUGCGGCACAAGCACAAAUGGAUGUCAAGCUCCGCUCCCUCAUCUGUGUGGGACUCAACCCAUGGCUUCUCGGCAGGAGGUGGGUCUCAAGGCGAGUAGUUGCAGCAGCCUGGCCAAGAGGCCGGGGCUGCAGAGCCUCCUGGACCAGCCCUCUCCCCCUGUCCCCAGUGAGCAGGUGCUGCACCUGUGGCUGGAGGUGCUGUGUUCCAGCCUGCAGACUGUGGAAAAGUGGUACCAGCCCUGGUCCUUCCUGCGCAGCCCCGGCUGGGUCCAGAUCAAGUGCGAGCUCCGUGUCCUCUGCUGCUUCGCCUUCAGCCUCUCCCAGGAUUGGGAGCUUCCCGUGAAGAGAGAGGAGGAAAAGAAGCCCCUGAAGGAGGGUGUUCAGGACAUGCUGGUGAAACACCACCUUUUCAGCUGGGACAUAGAUGGGUGACCACCUCCCUCCAGUGGCCUAGGCCUUCCCAAAUUCAUCAGCUACCAAGGCCUUCCUUCCCUGCUUCCUCAAGUAAGAAGAGAACAGCACUGCUUCAGCCAGUCAUGGACCUGUGUAGGGAUGGGCUGUCAACUGACACCGUCUGAGGCAGUAAGGGCUUGGCCCAGGAUUUUUACCAACCCCCCCCCCCCCCCAUUAGCUUUUGUUCAGGAAGGGGAUGGCGGUAGUAGAGGCUCCUUGGGCCUCUGUAAAUAAAUAGUCUUUGAGAAAUGA